Nerophis ophidion (straightnose pipefish) is the source of this 756-nucleotide messenger RNA. RefSeq names its product coiled-coil-helix-coiled-coil-helix domain containing 7 (gene chchd7). Bases 192 to 608 code for a protein of 138 amino acids. The transcript is spliced from 5 exons. The record is from RefSeq and is a predicted model, not a curated record. NCBI's taxonomy places the organism in Eukaryota, Metazoa, Chordata, Actinopteri, Syngnathiformes, Syngnathidae.
CACUCAAAACUAGAUGUGCUGUUGCGUUUCCUGGUACACAGUGGAAGCAGUGCUGUUAGCAUUAGCUUGAAGCGGAUACUCAAAUCUGAGGAUUAAUAUCACAUUUUUUAUUUACAUUCAACACUCAAAUCUGCGGAUUGAUUUUAAUAUAUUCCUUCUUCACCAGACCCUGAAGUCCAUGGAUUAGUUGGAUGAAAAGUUUUCUUAAGGUUACAGUCUCGUCCUUGCUCUUCACUGGAGAUCAGCUGAGUUUGCGCCUCCCGUACAGCUGCCGUCGACUUCCCCGAGACACUGCGCGUCAACACCCGGCCGUAGACGUAUACUUCCGACUAUCAGAGUUCCAGAUACAAAUGGACAGAAAUUCCAGCAAAAUUCGGAAUCAGGACUUAAAUCCAUGCAUUCAAGAAAGCGAUGCCUCGCAAAAGUGUUUGGAUACUUACAACUAUGAUAAAAGCAUGUGCAGCGCCUACUUCCAGUCUUACAAGGAUUGUAGAAAAUAUUGGCACAACAUCAUGGUGCAGAGGAGGAGAGAAGGAGUGAAACCUGACAUGCCAACAGCUGCAGAAAGGCAGGACUUUCUCUCUGCACAUGGAAGAAAACCCUAUUGACCUGUAUGACUUAAUCGUGGAUGGUAAUAUUGUUAUGUAAGUGACGUGAAGGAGGAUGUAAGAUGAUUCCUUUCACUGUAAUGAGCCACUUUUAAAGCAUUCUGUGCUUUUUUUGAAAAUUAAAAAAUAUUGCAAAUGUUUUACCUCA